UGACAUCGCCUCCUGUGCUGAGCCUGGGUUCAUCUGUGCUGAGCCUGACAUCACCUCCUGUGCUGAGUCUGGGAUCGCCUCCUGUGCUGAGCCUGGGUUCAUCUGUGCUGAGCCUGACAUCACCUCCUGUGCUGAGCCUGACAUCACCUCCUGUGCUGAGCCGGGGUUCACGUCCCCUGAUGUGCUUCGUGGCAACCCUCCUGAAAGGGGCCCUGGUGAUCCCCAGCUCACAACCCUAUGGAGCCAGUGUUUGCUAAGAGGCGUUUCAGUUUGGUGACUUCGACAUGCCAAGCCAAGAGAAUUGAACAGAUUCCACCAAAUUUGGCUAUGGGAGUGGUCUCCAGUGUUCUUGGUGGCUCACUCCUGAAAAGCUUGGGACUCUGGACUCUUGGACUCUUGCCUGCAGUGCCCCCGCUCCUGUGUCUGCUUCUCUCUGAGCUGCCUGGGGCUGUCUCCAGGAGUCACAUGGGACCUGAGGUGAGGAGGACCAGUCCCAUCCCUGAUUGGGGCUAGGGAGGGUUUCCUAGCACCCGGGAGCUUCUGGGCCAGGUUUCUGGGCCUGGGAACUACAGUGGAGCCUGUGGUUUUCUUUGACUCUGGGAGAUUCUGGGGGAGCUGGGGGGCGUCAAUUGAGAGAGCCCAUCUCUAGGAUGAGUGGCCAGCGGGGUGGACAUAACAGACCACAGCCUCCCAGGGCCUGCCUCCUGGUGGUGGCUCAGGACAUCACCCCUGGGCAGGUGAGAAAGGUGAGAGGCACUUGCCCUACAGGGGGGCUUCUGCAGGCCCUUCCCCUGCUCUUCCUCCACCACCGUCUCCAGCUCCCUGUGGCCUUUAGCCAUGUUCUGGUUGGGGUUUCUCAGCAGCGGGGCUGGGAGCCCCUGAGGGAAAUGCCUUCCGGUCUCCACUCCUGGGGAGAGGGGCCCGUCCCGUCCUCUGCCAGAGCCCACACAGCGCAGGAUUCAGAGGCCAAGGACAAGUUCCAUGUUGGAGGAGGCUGGACAGGGUGCUCUGGGGUCCAAGGAGAUUGCCUGGCACUGGAGCUGCAAGCUGACCAAGGUGUGGCUUCUCCAUCUCCAGGGGACCCACCUGCUGCUGCUGCUGCCCCUUGUUCCCUUCAGAGCUUCCUGAGGGGGUGGGAGCCUGGGGGUGGGCCCUGUCCCAGCAGGCCAGGCAGGGCUCCAGCUGUAACAGCCCCUGGCUCUGAAGCCGCCCAGAGGGCUCCUUCCUGUCACAUAGUGUGGUUUUCAAGCUCCGGGCUCCAAAGCCAGCCCUGCAGGACCCGGAUGGACCUGGCCUCUGCUGACAAACACCAGGGGAGAAGGUGGCAGCGACCUGGGGGCACCCCUGAGCCUGAGCAUGGCCGGAGCCCCUGGCCAAGGCAGGCCUGGAGAGUGCUGCUCCCUGAGAAGGGAGCUAGCAGCUGGCCUCUGCGUGCGGAGGGUGAUUCCAGCAGCCUGUCCGUCCACUCCUACUGCCCAGGAGAGGAGCGGAGGCUGUGCAGGCGGGUGCCAACCCUCCCCUGGGCUGGUGGGCGCCACCCUUCCCGAGAGCUCUGCCCAGGAGGGGAAACCGAGGCUGAGACGCGCCAGGCCCCAAGCGGGAGGGAGGGGCUCCCUCCUGGCCUCUCUGCAGGCGGGGCCUCAUGUCAUCUGAUGGGCUGCCGUCCCCUCCCAUCCCCUCCUGCCCCCAGCUCCGUGCAUCCUGCCCUGUUCCCAGAAGCCCCAGGUGCCUCUCCCCUCAGGGGCUCUUCGGAGGCCUGGCCAUCAGCCCCCAGCCUCCUCUUUGUCCCUCCCACGAAGCCCAUAGCAGCGCUUUCUCCACGGCUGGGUGAGUUCUGAAAUUCUCUUUCCAUUAAAAAUAAAUGCCCCAUUUUAUCUGCCUGAAAUGGCUGCACUCUCUGAUUGUCUUUUCCACGGUGCCAUAUAUGGAGAACUAUAAAAUCAUAAUACAACUAUUAAUCCCCUGUAUCUGCUUGUACCUAAUUUUUAUUAAAAAUAUCCUGUGUUCCA
Messenger RNA from Marmota monax (woodchuck), 2009 nucleotides. RefSeq lists its product as uncharacterized. Bases 651 to 1838 code for a protein of 395 amino acids. The record is from RefSeq and is a predicted model, not a curated record. The transcript has 2 exons. Lineage: Eukaryota; Metazoa; Chordata; Mammalia; Rodentia; Sciuridae.